GGAUGACAAUCAAAUUGUAAACAUAACCUAACUUUUUAUUUAGAUUGUGUUCCAAUACAUUUUAUAAUGUUUGCAGAUAACAAUGCCCAAGCAUAAAAUGAUAGCGAAAGGUUGCCCGAAAUGUGACCAACAGGUACCCGUAGCGUGCAAAGCUUGCCCUUGUGGCCAUUCCUUUUUUAAUGCGAGGCGAAAUUCGCGUGCAUUAUCUCCAGGUGAGGAUUUACGCAGACGUACCCAGAGAGUACGCCGUGAAAAACCCAACUAUUACGAUUCCCUGGAGUACGACAAACAAAUCAAGAAGGUGAAACUGCGUAAUAGCGAAUGCGAGGAUGACGACAGAAAAGAUUUGGUUAAAUCGAAAAGGAGGCGAUUUAAAAAGGAGGAGGACGAAGAGGAGGAGCCCAUUGCUCCGUUAACGGCAGAGAAACAAUUGCAGUGCUCCAUCAUUUUGGCGGAAAUUAAUCGAAAACUACAGCUGGUUACUUGGAAACCUUCGUAGCUCUUGUAGUUGUUUGCCUGUUAGAAUUAGCAGUAUUUAUUGUUCAGGGCCGCGGCUGGUAUAUUUAAUUAUGAUGAUUUAAACAUUUUCUUUCUUUAUUUCUUGGAUUCAAACGGAGAACAUUUGAAUAACUUCAUACAUGUACUGCUAUUUUUAUUAUUUAUUAUAAUAACAGAAAUUAUCACAAUUUCUCUUAAACACUUCUGGAUCACUAUUCCAAAAAAAUUAUGUUUCAAAUGGACCCCCAGGAUGCGAGUGGGCCACGGAGCAUUUAUCCGAGCUAACCCCCCAUAUCAGCGGCCCUGAUAUUGUUACGAUUUGACUUGUAUAGAGUACUGUGAAUAAUUUUUUAACACAAUUCUGGUAGCUUACCAAAUGUAGGUACUGAAAUUUUUGAGCAC
Messenger RNA from Photinus pyralis (common eastern firefly), 900 nucleotides. RefSeq names its product UPF0547 protein C16orf87 homolog. The record is from RefSeq and is a predicted model, not a curated record. Lineage: Eukaryota; Metazoa; Arthropoda; Insecta; Coleoptera; Lampyridae. The transcript has 3 exons. The coding region runs from base 83 to 499 and encodes 138 amino acids.